Carlito syrichta (Philippine tarsier) is the source of this 923-nucleotide messenger RNA. It is a transcript of the gene EXOC3L4, whose product is annotated as exocyst complex component 3 like 4. Gene Ontology annotation, biological process: exocytosis; exocyst localization. Gene Ontology annotation, molecular function: SNARE binding. The record is from RefSeq and is a predicted model, not a curated record. The transcript is spliced from 7 exons. Lineage: Eukaryota; Metazoa; Chordata; Mammalia; Primates; Tarsiidae. The annotation marks the transcript as partial. Gene Ontology annotation, cellular component: exocyst.
CUCGUGGCCGAGCACGUGAAGGCGGCCGGCGCCAUCUCCGCGGAGCUGGAGGCCACCACCCUGCGGAUCUGCGCGCGGGCGCUCGGCGUCUUCGUGCCCAGGUUUGAAAAGGCGUUUCUGGAGUCGGAGGCGGUGAGCGAGCCGCACUUGGGCGCCUACCUGAACGCCUGCGAGGAGCUCAGGACUAGCCUUCUGGCCAGGUUCCCGAGCACCCUAGAGGAGCUGGAGAAGCCCCUUGUAGCUGCCAUCUGCAGCUUCCAGAAACGCCUGCUUCAGGGCUUGCAGCAUGACAUACAGCCUCUCUUUAGGGUCGUGUGCACCAAGGACUGGCUGACACAGGACAUGCUUCAACCCCUCAUGGACAAGGUGGUGGCCUUUGCUGACCAUCUCGGGCAUGUGGCCCAGCCGCAUGCACAGGAGACCCUGCAGGAGGUACACCGGUUCGUGGUCCGUGAGUACCUGGCGCAGACCCUGAGGCCACGUGAGCGGUUCCGGGGUGAAGAACGUGUGAACAGCUCCCAGAAGAUGAGCCUUGACGCCCAGGCCAUGAGCAACACCUUCCAGGGCUUGGGCUCUAAAGCCAAGUGGCUGGACCCAGCCAUCCAAUGCGUGGCUGACAUCUUGGGGGAAACUUACAAGGAUGACAUCCGGAGGCAUCUGGAGGCACUCAUCCAGAGCUACCCUGACAUCAGGCGUGACCACGUACUGGCCAUCCUGGCGCUGCGCCGACUGGGCCGCCGACGGAACCGGAGCCUCUUGCAACAUGCUCAGGAUCUGCUGAGGGCUGCGGCCCAGGCAGGGGCCCCGGGGAAUACCAGGGAGCGUGUGCUCUUUGAGGAGAUCGAGGUGUCCACCUCCGUAGAUGUGCUGAUCACCUGCAUCUAGUGCUCUCUUGCCUAAGAAGGCUGUCCCCAGGUGGGGGG